AUGGCUUUCCUUCAUUGUGAUGUGCUGCUGUUCUUAAAUGCAGUCAGCUUUGUUUCAGGCUUGCAGACAGCAGCAUCCCCUGAUUCUCCGUUGCCUUUCUUCAGUGUGUGGAAUGCCCCUAGUGCCAACUGCCUCUCUAAAUAUGGUGUGGAUCUCGACUUGGGAACAUUUAGCAUCAUCCAUAACCAAAAUCAAAUCUUUAUGGGUGAAAAAAUAACCAUCUUUUAUGAAAGUAGGCUUGGUCUGUAUCCCAGGUACUCUAGCCAAGGAGUGGCUAUUAAUGGUGGGGUGCCACAGAACGCCAGUCUUGUCAAUCACCUCAGAGUUGCCUCUGAUGAUAUCAACACAGAUAUCCCUGACCGGGAUUUCAAUGGCCUUGCUGUAGUGGACUGGGAGAGCUGGAGACCUGUGUGGGAGAGAAACUGGGACAGUAAGCAGGUGUACAGGGAGGGAUCAAGAGCACUAGUGAAGUCCAAACACCCAGACUGGAGUCCUGCACAAGUAGAAGCUGCAGCCCGGGCAGAGUUUGAGGAAGCAGGGAGAAAAUUCAUGGAGCAAACUCUGAAACUGGGGCAGAAGGAAAGACCAAAUGGGUUGUGGGGUUACUAUGGUUUUCCCGACUGCUACAACCACUACGACGAAAACACAAAAUAUACAGGAGAGUGUCCACCUAUAGAGAUUCAGAGGAACAAUGAACUGUUCUGGCUGUGGAAUGCCUCCUCGGCUCUGUAUCCUAGUAUCUACCUUAGCACCACAAUGCGUGACCUUGGCAAAGACGUGCUCCUGUACACUCAAAAUCGCAUCCUGGAGGCCAUGAGAGUAGGAGCUCAGGCGAUUCCAUCAGCACCACCUGUGUUCCCAUACUCUCGUUUCGUCUACACCUACACUCUAGAUUUCCUCUCUCAGGAGCACCUCAUUUACACCAUUGGAGAGAGUGCCGCUUUAGGAUCUGCAGGAAUAGUGCUCUGGGGCGACGGCAUGUACACAGAGUCUAAGGCUUCUUGUGAUUCUGUCAAGUCUUUCAUCGACCAGACUCUGGGUCCUUACCUGGUGAAUGUAACAUCAGCGGCUGCUGUUUGCAGCCAGACCAUGUGUUCCUCAAAGGGCAGAUGUGAGAGGAGGAACCCGACAUCAGCGACAUACCUCCACCUUGACCCUGCUGUGUGGACGGUGGAGACUGAGAAGAAACCAGUAGGGGGACCACAUUACAGGGUGCUCGGGGAAAUGAGCACACAGGAGUUAGCACUCAUGAAGUCUAAGUUUCAGUGCAAGUGUUACCCUGGUUGGAGUGGGGAGAGCUGCUACAAGCAGAAUAAGCGUUAA
This is a messenger RNA of Scomber scombrus (Atlantic mackerel), 1323 nucleotides long. Its product is annotated as hyaluronidase-1-like. The transcript has 3 exons. Gene Ontology annotation, molecular function: hyalurononglucosaminidase activity. Gene Ontology annotation, biological process: hyaluronan catabolic process; carbohydrate metabolic process. The coding region runs from base 1 to 1323 and encodes 440 amino acids. The record is from RefSeq and is a predicted model, not a curated record. Lineage: Eukaryota; Metazoa; Chordata; Actinopteri; Scombriformes; Scombridae.